This is a messenger RNA of Benincasa hispida (wax gourd), 1397 nucleotides long. RefSeq names its product NAD(P)-binding Rossmann-fold superfamily protein. NCBI's taxonomy places the organism in Eukaryota, Viridiplantae, Streptophyta, Magnoliopsida, Cucurbitales, Cucurbitaceae. The record is from RefSeq and is a predicted model, not a curated record. Gene Ontology annotation, cellular component: cytoplasm. Gene Ontology annotation, molecular function: oxidoreductase activity.
CUUGUUACAAAGCUUCACUAAACUUAGGAGAAUUUCAAUUUUCAGCUCACUUUGUGAUUAAAGAGAGUGAAAUGUAGAAUGUGGCAUCACGGCAGCCAUAAGUUCUUCUGAGAGUUCGGCAAUGGAGUUCUGCCUGCCAUUUCGGCUAAAUCUAUUGCCUAGGUUAGCCUCCAUCUUAUUCCAAACAACCUCAGUAAUGGAUUCCUGUGGCCUUCGCCUUCAUCAAAUCAGGAUAUGAACCUUCUCCUCCACAAUCAGCCAAUGUUCGCCGCUGGAAUCCUCAAAUCGUUGGCUCGGAGACCUAAUUUUUCCUCUGUUGCUGCCAAAUGGGAAGGCGGAGUUUCGAUGGUGCAAGGAGCUUCCAGAGGAAUUGGCCUCGAAUUUGUUAGACAUCUGCUGGAGAAGAAUGAAAAAGGACAUGUUGUUGCUACAUGUCGAAAUCCUGGACAAGCUACAGGGCUUCUUGAGCUGAAAAACAAGUUUGCUGAGCGCCUUUGCAUUCUAGAGUUGGAUGUCACCAAUGAAACCACCAUUAAGGCAUCUGCAAAGUCUAUAGAAGAAAGAUAUGGGUCGUUGAAUCUGCUGAUUAAUGCAUCUGGCAUUCUUUCGAUUCCUAAUGUACUCCAACCAGAAACUACCCUGAAUAAAGUGGAGAGAUCUUCUUUGCUUCAUGCUUACGAAGUUAAUGCCGUUGGUCCUAUUCUAGUGAUCAAGCACUUGUGGCCUUUUCUGAAGGCUGGGGGAGGUUCUGGAACAGAAAGAGAUGUUGCAGUUGUCGCCAAUUUAAGUGCUCGGGUGGGAUCAAUUGGAGAUAACCGUCUUGGGGGUUGGCAUUCUUACCGAGCUUCUAAGACGGCACUUAACCAAUUGACAAAAAACGUAUCGGUGGAAUUUGCAAGGAAGAAAGAUCCAAUCAUAUGCAUAUUAUUGCAUCCAGGCACGGUGGACACAGAUCUGUCUAGGCCAUUUCAGAGAAAUGUUCCUGAAGGCAAACUUUUUACAAAAGAGUAUUCAGUCCAAAAGCUCAUGACAAUCAUCAACAAUGCAAAGAGCCAAGACAACGGGAAGUUUUUUGCAUGGGAUGGUCAGGAAAUUCCUUGGUAGUAUGAACUUCAGUCUAGUUAAAUUUUUUACAUAAAAUUCUGGAUACCUCUUUUCAGCUUAGGUGAUCAAGGUUGUUUCAAGGCGAGAGGAUCAAACAUGGGAGUAAUCUGCCUUGAUUUAAUAAUUAUUUUAUAGUUUUAAUAAAUACAAAGAGACUCAAAUGUUGAAAACUAUGGAGAAGCAAGAACCACUUAAAUGAAGAAACAUGGUAAAGUUAUAUUUGCAUUCUUUGUUAUUCGUAGUUGUUGAGGACAUUGAAACAUAUAAUAAAAAUGUUCUUAGAAGUUUUUUCA